AAACAGUCUAUGGUGACAACGUUACGCCGUAGCCAUAGCAACAGCCAGAGCAUGGCUCAGGACAGGAAAAGAAUCAGUCAAACUUUUGGGUAUUUUAUGAUAAUUUUCGACUUUAUUUCACAAGAGACAGGUGACUAUGGGAGACGAGGAGAGAUCUACGGAGGCGGAGCAGGAGGGGGAGGAGGAAGUGAAGCUGGUCCUUCACUGUCCUCCCAUCUACCCGCUGCCUGAAGGGAUAAAAAAGAUGGAUCGCAGUGAGACGAUGUGUCGUUACUGCGGUGUGAGCUACCUCAUUUUCCACGAGUUCCACCAGCUCAACAGUCGAGUGGCUCAGCUGGAGGAAGAGCUCCGGGAACAGAGGGGGAGCACCCAGAGAGAGAAGGCCCAGCGAGAGGCACUGGAGCUGGGCAGGCUGGAGUGGGAGAGGGCAUGUCACCUGGAAGUCCAGAGACAUGUAGAGGAGAAAGUGAAAACCACAAGAGAGGAGUUUGAGGAGAGUCACAGAGACACAGAGAGAGCCAUGAGAGAGGAGUUUGAACAAAAGAAGGAGAACAUGAAAGAGGAUUAUCAGAAAAUCAACAAGGAAAAAGAGAGGAUAGCACUGAGAGACGUAGAGUCGGAGAGGAAGAAGCAAGAGGAGCUGGAGAGGAAGUCUGAGGAGAGGGAGAAAGUUCUGAGUGACGCACUUCAAAAGGCCAAUAAAAAUGUGGAGGAGCUGAGGAAAAGCUUCCAACAGCUGGAGGAGAGGCUGGCAGCAGCGACAGCUUCCACGAAGGAGGAGGCAGAGCAGUUACUCGGAAAAGAGAAGCAGGAAAAAGAAAACCUGAGAGGAGUGUGUGUGCGGCAGCGGCAGGCCCUGCGAUCGACUCUCUCCGUGCUCCGGGCCUCUGGCAGCGAGCUCACAGACGUACGGGGUUUCCUCAGCCAGCUGACAGGGGCCUGGCAGGCCUUCAGAUCCCAGAUACUGCAGCACAGCACACAGGUGUUUUCAGUGCUGACAGGGGAGCUGAAGCAUUCCAGUGUGGAGCUGCAGAAAAUGAGAGAAGAGGAAGAGCGCCUAACUCAGCAGCUGAUGGAGCAGAGGAGACAGAGUGAGGAGCAGCUGUCCCGUGAGAAACACUCUGAGAGCCUGCACCGGGACAAACUACUCAGGUUAAAAGAGGAGUUGGAGGAGAAACACGAGAUGUGGUUGUCGUGCCAACAAAGGUAUGACACCAUGCAGGAGCAGCUGUCGUCAUGGCAGCAGAGAGAGGCACAGAUGAGGAGGAAGUACCGCGCAGCUGAAGAGGAAGUGACGCGACUGAGAGAAACCCUGGAGAAGACCCAGGAGGAAACGAGGGAGCUGAGGAGAGACAGGGAGAUGUUGAUAAAGUCCCAUAGCACAGUCCUGACCAAGAUGGAGGAAGACUGCAGACAACAAAUAAAGUCAGGGCUGGCUGCAGCCCUAGAAGACCAGAAGACCCAGAAUGCAUUGCACCUGAAGGAGCAGAUGAAGGAGUUUCUGAGGGACGCGCAGUUGGAGCUGACCAUUGAGAGGGAGAAGAACCAACUGCUGCUCCGACAGCACCAGCGGGACAACACACAGCUGCAUCAAAAGUUGGAGGAGAGAGAGCAGGUGCUACAAGAACUGCAGGACGAGCUGAAGGAGGAGAGGAAGAGCCGAGAGGAGGAGAAACUCCAGGAAAUGCAGCACUCCCAACAGCAGGAGGCGCUACAGCUGAGCCGAGCUGAAGCUGAACUACAGCUGCUGACGGAGAGGAACGCUGAACUUCAAGAAGAGGUGGCGUUACUCCAGGAGACGGUGAGCAGGGAGUGUGAGGAGAGGGGGGGGCUGACGGCUGCUCUGUCUGAAGCUCAGGAGGAGCUCCUGGGGCUGCGAUCCCCAGCGUCUCAUCAGCACUCCCCCAGAUCUCACCUCACAGGGAGACAAACUCCCCCGGGGUGCAGGCAGAGUCAGACCCGGGUGGCUCCUAAUCGCUCUUUGAACUCCCCAAACACACUGCGACCCCCCCCUGCCGUCACAGACAAAGAGACAGGCCGGGGCACGGAUAGAGGAGGGGCGGAGAGGAGCUUUCCAUGUUGGAAAAGUGGUGGGGAAAAAAGACGGGAGGGGACGCUGCCCAGACUGAAGCCAGCAGCACAGUGAAGUCAGAAUAUAGGACAUUAAAACAUAAGGUCAGUUUAGAGAGGAGGAGGAAGGGGGAAAACAGGGGAAUAAAUGAAGCACUGUAUGUGAUUUAAAUAGCUUUUCAAAAAAACACAAUUGUAAUGUUGUUUUGAACUUUCAUUUUGAAAGUAUUUUCAUAUUAUUGCUGUAUUUUAACUGUGUUUUUAUUCUUCCCUUAGAAUUGA
This is a messenger RNA of Trematomus bernacchii (emerald rockcod), 2352 nucleotides long. It is a transcript of the gene lekr1, whose product is annotated as leucine, glutamate and lysine rich 1. Lineage: Eukaryota; Metazoa; Chordata; Actinopteri; Perciformes; Nototheniidae. Bases 137 to 2146 code for a protein of 669 amino acids. The record is from RefSeq and is a predicted model, not a curated record. The transcript is spliced from 12 exons.